GCCCACUCGUGAUUGCUUUUUAUUAUGCUGGUGAGGAUUUCCUUCAAUGUAUAGUCUUUGUAAUAAAUACAAAAUGAAUAGAGUAGUAUUGUAGUGCAGAUAUAGAAAAAUCUUAAAUUAAAACUAAUACAGACAGAUUGUUGUCUAACCAACUCCAACCUCUCUCUUCACCCCUUUUAUAGAAAACAUAUCCCCAAACCCUUCCAAAUCUCUCUCUCUCUCUCUCAUGGCGGUCCUCACUCCCACACCCAAAAAGCACGCUUCUUGCGACUCCAAGCUGAAAAAGAGGCAGCCGCCGCAAUCCAAACAGCCUUCUUCUUCUUCAUGGGAUCAAAUCAAAAACCUCGUAACUUGCAAAGCAAUGGAGAUUUCGAAGAUCCAUCACCCCUGCGCCAAGAUUUGCAACUUGAGGGACGUCAUCCAUGGCAACACCAGAAUCAUAGACCGAGCCGAUAAAUCGCCGGAGAUGGUGAAGAGAAUCGGCUGCGGACCACCUCACGGCGGCGCCAUGCAGCUGAGGAAGCUGUCGGGUUGCUACGAGUGCCACGCCGUCAGCACGAAUCCCAUGCCCAGAAGCAACGUCUUCCCAUGCUCUCAAUGUGGAGAGAUUUUCCCAAAAAUUGAGAGCUUGGACCUUCAUCAAGCACUUAGGCAUGCAGUUUCUGAGCUGGGCCCAGACAACUCAAGCCGCAACAUAGUGGAAAUAAUUUUCAAAUCAAGCUGGCUGAAAACGGAAAAUCCAAUCUGCGAGAUCGAACGGGUAUUAAAGGUCCACAACACCCAACGCACCAUCCAACGGUUCGAGGGUUACCGCGACGCCGUGAAGCUACGCGCCAAGCGGAGCGCCAGGUGCGCCGCCGACGGGAACGAGCUGCUGAGGUUCCACGCCGCCGCCAUCACGUGCGCCCUCGGCGCGCGCGGCUCGUCCAGCUUGUGCGGCUCCGCGCCGGCUUGCGGCAUCUGCGCGAUCAUCCGGCACGGGUUCAGAUGCUGCAGGACGAGCGGCGUCUGCACCACCGCCAGCAGCGGUCGCGCCGACGACCGCCUGGUCGGCUCGGCACCCCGCAGGGCGAUGCUGGUGUGCCGCGUGAUUGCGGGGAGGGUGAAGCCGCGCGUGGCGGAAGACCUGGCGGCUAAUGGGGAGGGGAGCGCGGCUGGCUCAUAUGAUUCUUUAGCCGGCUGCGAUGGUGCUUACUCGAAUAUGGAGGAAUUGUAUGUGUUUAGUUCAAGGGCAAUCUUACCUUGUUUUGUGGUAAUUUACAAAGCGCUUGAAUAAUAAUACCAUCACUUUUCUCAAAAAAUAAAAAAUAAAAAAAAUUACCAUGACU
This is a messenger RNA of Salvia miltiorrhiza (redroot sage), 1328 nucleotides long. RefSeq lists its product as uncharacterized. Bases 227 to 1276 code for a protein of 349 amino acids. The record is from RefSeq and is a predicted model, not a curated record. The transcript has 2 exons. Lineage: Eukaryota; Viridiplantae; Streptophyta; Magnoliopsida; Lamiales; Lamiaceae.